AUGCAAAGCACAUUUAUUUUAGUUACAAAAAAGAUGCCAACGACCUCCUUCCAUCAUUCAGAGGCAUCGAGAGAGCUGGCACUGACCGGAGCAGCAAUUUCUAUUUUCAACACAGAAAAGGCCUCGGUUGAUACAGACACGACAGACCCCGUUGUUCAGGCUCGCCAACUCGCAUACGAACGGGGGACAGCAAAUAUUGAAUCCUGUUCCAUCACAUCUUCCGUUUAA
Molecule: messenger RNA, 228 nt
Organism: Protopolystoma xenopodis
Lineage: Eukaryota; Metazoa; Platyhelminthes; Monogenea; Polystomatidea; Polystomatidae
Source: the annotation of a GenBank genome assembly